CCAACUGCGAUUCGAACUGCGCGCACGAACAUACGAUAGGUUAGGUGCACUUCCUGUUUGUAACGUUACGUGCCGGCUGAGGAAAUUCGGAGUCUCAUGAAGGUGCUGCUGUGUCAGCCGAGGUAGCUGUUUAGCUUGUCGGACUUUGGUUGGUAUCUGGUCUGGACGUUCUUCCUAUCGCGAUUCCGCUUUGUGCGAGAGCUAACUGGGAGAGGAAUAAGCGAAUCUUCGGCCGUUACCGAUUUAAAGAACGGUCGUUCUCGUCUAAAGAAGCUUCGACGAGAUUAAUAUAUUAACAUUACACAAUUUGUAUAAGCAAGAGAAGCUGAAGGAAAUUGAUUUCAAGUAUCUCGUGACAAACAUAUCCACUCAAGAUGUCUGUAAACAUACGUUGUGCGACUACGGAGGACCUGCUGAACAUACAACACUGUAAUUUGCAAUGCCUGCCUGAAAAUUAUCAGAUGAAGUAUUAUCUCUAUCACGCUCUCUCUUGGCCACAGUUGAGCUACGUAGCGGAGGACGAGAAGGGGAGAAUAGUGGGCUACGUGCUCGCCAAGAUGGAAGAAGAUUGCGAGGAUAAUCCUCAUGGGCACAUUACCAGUCUGGCUGUGAAACGCUCUCAUAGAAGACUGGGGAUCGCGCAAAAGCUGAUGAACCAGGCCUCCAGAGCGAUGGUGGAAUGCUUCGGUGCAAAAUACGUUUCGCUGCACGUGCGCAGGAGUAAUCGUGCAGCUCUCAAUUUGUACACGAGUAGCUUGCAGUUCGAGGUGUCGGAAGUUGAGCCCAAGUAUUACGCGGAUGGCGAAGACGCGUACGCCAUGAAGCGCGAUCUUACCAGUUUCCAUCACGAGAAAGCUCUUAGGGACAGAGCACACAAGGACGGUAACGUUCAUACACAUCUUGGCAGAUGCUGCGGCGAUCAUUCGUAGUCAAUUCAUUGCUAUAUAGCGAAACUGAACCGAUUCUUGCUUCGUGCAAACAUGAGAGUAUAUUUGCGCUACAUAUGUCACUCACGAAAAACCAUGAACAAUGAAAUCGUAUCUGGAUGACGUGGUUGAGACCAUAGACACUUGGGGGUUGUUUCCUGUGAAUGUACUAGAUGCUUCUACGUAUCAAAGUUUAAUCUGGAGAAAUAUCGGGAAAAAUAUUUUAAAUGAUCACACUGUAAAAAUAUUUUCUACUCGACUCUGUGUGAAGACUACUUGUUAAAGUUGUGCGCGAUGAAUUUGGGGUAAUGAAUUUUGGGACUGUUGUAUCCUUCAAUCGAUACUCUAUAUACGUUUCUUCUGAAAUUAUACAUAAUUAAAAACUUAAUCAAUAUGCAUGUAAUAUAUGCAAUAAAGGAAAUUCUGGAAAGGU
Messenger RNA from Ooceraea biroi (clonal raider ant), 1359 nucleotides. It is a transcript of the gene vnc, whose product is annotated as GNAT family N-acetyltransferase vnc. Gene Ontology annotation, biological process: N-terminal protein amino acid acetylation. The record is from RefSeq and is a predicted model, not a curated record. Lineage: Eukaryota; Metazoa; Arthropoda; Insecta; Hymenoptera; Formicidae. Gene Ontology annotation, molecular function: protein-N-terminal-glutamate acetyltransferase activity; protein N-terminal-serine acetyltransferase activity. Gene Ontology annotation, cellular component: NatA complex.